GUCAAAUAAAGUCUAGUUUUUUCCCACUCUUAUAAAAUUAAUUGGACAAAACAAAAGCUCCACUCAGCAAAGUUGAGUACUAAAUCCAACCUAAGCAUUAUUUUCAUAACCCCAGCUGUUAGUUAAUGCUCAGAAUGAGUAGUAAUAUCAUCAUAGAGAUGAAUUUGAAGCCUUGUUCCCAUGAAAAACCAGAAGCUGAUGAUGCUAAGAUAGAAGAAAGCGCGCGCUUUGACAAGUCCCUUAAGGAGCUUAGAGAACUAAGGGGUCAGCUACACCAUGCUGCAGAUUACAGUGAAGCUACAUUCUCAAAAAGCAAAGAGAAGAAAGAUGUGCUAGAGAGCACAAAAGAGUACAUAUGCAAGACCAUGGUUACUAUUGUUGAUCAUCUUGGAAACGUUUCUGCCAAUCUUGAAGUCCUUAUUUCUCAGACAAAUGCAUUUUCUGAGGCCGAGUUACGAAUCCAAUGCUUACAGCAAAGAUUUCUCUGGCAUGAAAAAUAUGCUCAUAAGUUAUCCCUCUCAAAGUUGCAAUGGAGUGAGAAUUUGCCACGGUUCCAUUCGCGUUAUUUAUUAUCAACACCUACAGUUGGGAGAUCAAGCAGUGAAAAAUUAUUAAGAGAUUCUGAAAACCAAUUUCCUUCAAAGUUAGGAGAUAAACAUGCACAGGAAGCAGAUGAGGAGUUGCCACUUUUUAUGUACACCCAUAAGCCACAUCCUGCUCAGAAUUUGAAGCCAACCACAGCGGUUAACCAUCAUAACAAUUUGGCAUUGGUAGUGCCUGUUCGAGACGGUUUGACAGUCUUCACAAAAGUUCCAAAUCCUAAAUUUAAUUUCCAAAGUAAGAGUACCCAGAAGGUUGGACGCCACAGCAGAUCCUUGUAUGGUAGUGACAUUUUAUGGCCCAUACGACGUUCAAAACGAAUCCAAUGAAAAAUUGGAAUGGUCUUAACUGAUUUCAAUGUCAACUUCAUCAUGGUUUAUCUUGUUUUACAAAUAUCGCUUCCUCCCGUUUUCUUCAUAUCUCGCAGUGUAGUGCUAAAUCUAUGGAUACAUGCUUCUUCUUUAUUGUUUCUGUCAAUAUGGAGACAUGCUUUCACAAUGCUACAUAUGCUACAUUUGCUUUUUGGUGGAGUAAUAAACUAUUGACUAUGAGAA
Molecule: messenger RNA, 1154 nt
Organism: Lotus japonicus
Lineage: Eukaryota; Viridiplantae; Streptophyta; Magnoliopsida; Fabales; Fabaceae
Product: probable protein ABIL5
Exons: 8
Coding region: 126-929 (267 amino acids)
Source: RefSeq, a predicted model, not a curated record